AUGAACUGGUUGGAAUUCAACCGCGUUCAUAUCAACUAUUUUUCGAAGACGGUGUUGUUUCCUGGAGCUAUUAAUGAUGAUGAUCUGGCUAUGACUGCUAGACAAGUGAAUGAGGCUGUUGAAGACGAUGCGACAGUGUUUAUGUUGUUUGCAUUGAUGAACUUGAAACACAAGGUAGUGAGUAAUGAACUACCAGUGGUGUCUGACUUUCCAGAAUUUUUUCCAGAGGAUGUGAACGAGUUACCGCCGGAGAGAGAAGUAGAGUUUGCUAUUGAAUUGGUUUCAGGAACUAGUCCAGUGUCGAUGGCACCGUAUUGUAUGUUUUGCUACGAAGAAAAUAGUAGCAAAAUCGUAGCAAAAUCAAAGCAGGAUUUGCAGGGCUGUUUUCGUUAUUUUGCUGUGUAA
This is a messenger RNA of Vicia villosa (hairy vetch), 405 nucleotides long. RefSeq lists its product as uncharacterized. The transcript is spliced from 3 exons. NCBI's taxonomy places the organism in Eukaryota, Viridiplantae, Streptophyta, Magnoliopsida, Fabales, Fabaceae. Bases 1 to 405 code for a protein of 134 amino acids. The record is from RefSeq and is a predicted model, not a curated record.